This is a messenger RNA of Scomber japonicus (chub mackerel), 432 nucleotides long. Its product is annotated as small membrane A-kinase anchor protein-like. Gene Ontology annotation, molecular function: protein kinase A regulatory subunit binding. The record is from RefSeq and is a predicted model, not a curated record. Bases 157 to 432 code for a protein of 91 amino acids. The transcript has a single exon. NCBI's taxonomy places the organism in Eukaryota, Metazoa, Chordata, Actinopteri, Scombriformes, Scombridae.
GGUAAGCACCAAGUUACGUCUGGGGCUUCAAAUCAAAAUGAAAAACGUGGGUGUGUGAGUUAUAAAUCUAAACCAAAGACUCUUUUGCACUUUACUGCCACUGCACAUCCCCCACCACCCACCCUAAAAUAAAUCAAUGCUACAUCCCCCCAGAGUAUGGGGUGCGUCAAAUCCAAGAGGAGCGAGUCUGCAGCACAAAAUGCAAAGUCCACGGAAAAGCUGGACGGCAAAGCCAAAGGGGCGAAGGGCGAGAAUGCCUACUUGGUACACUCAGAGAUGGACUCUGCAGAGAGCUCCCCUCAGAUCAACCCAGUGCUGCUGGAAUACGCCCAGAAACUAUCCGAGGAGAUUGUGGCCAGGGCUGUACAGCAGUGGGUGGAGGUAGACCGCCGCUAUGGGGACAUCCCUUACAUUGAAUGUGACGUACCGUGA